AUGGAAAUUGACGGUGCGAAAGCUACUGUACGAGGCAACAUGGUGGGGGAGCAGGAGGUGACGGAGGAACCAGACGUUGGUCCAAAGCCUAGGCCAUGGAGUCGCGAAACAUAUUUCGGUUCAUUCUUGUUCAACCUAGCUGCUUUCGCCCUCCCAGCCUUGUACAGCACCCUCAGCAAGCUCUGGGUGGCUAACAUCGACGCGAAGCAAGUAGUCACGACCGAUAUCUACACCUACAUUGGAGUCAUUGUGGAAGUGCUUAACGAGGGUCUGCCUCGCUCUGCAUGGCUCGUCAUUGGGGACAAGUCCACGCGCACUGUCAGCUCGCGAUUGAAUCUGGCUUACACAAUGAUCCUUGCACAGACUGCCCUUGGAAUAAUAAUGACAGUAAUAUUCCUCGCAGCCUCCAAGACUCUGGCCUCAGGGUUCGUACCAGUGGAAGUGCGACAAACUUCCAUCACCUACGUACGACUCUCAUCUGUACAGGCCGUGACCUCUGCAGUAGAAGCUGCUUUGUCUGCCUCAACAAGGGCGCUGGAUAACCCCGACGUGCCGUUGAUCAUCAGCUCUGCCAAGUUCCUCAUCAACAUCGUUCUCGAUUUACUAGUUAUUUCAAAGGUACACGUUGGUGGGUGGAAACCUACAAUUGUCAUGCAGGCCAUAAUUCGGCUUGUUUGUGAUAGUGUAUCGUCUUUGGCUGGGCUGAUAUACUUUCUCACCUUUGUCGCGAGAGGUUCUCAAAAGGAUACAGAUGGUCCGCAUAGACUGCGCUGCAGCUUUUCCAGUUUGUUGAUACUGAUCAAACCUAGUCUUUACACAUUUGCCGAGUCGGCUAUCCGAAAUGCAAUCUACCUGUGGCUUGUCCAUAGCAUCAUUCUGCUAGGAAGUGACUAUGCAACUUCAUGGGGAGUCUUUAACACGAUCCGCUGGGGGCUUGUCAUGGUUCCUGUACAGGCAUUGGAGGCUUCUACCUUGGCUUUUGUGGGUCAUAACUGGGGCCAAUUCCGUGCUGAAAGUGACAGGGUAUACCCUACGGCAACCAGACAAGGCCUUAUUGAACUGAUUCGGCCAGCGCUUCGAUCCUGCACGAUUGUAUUGGUUUUUGAGACAACCAUGUGCAUUGCACUAUCGCUACGUGGGAUAGAGGCGUUUGCGUAUUAUCUAUCCGACUCGAGGGUCGUGGCAAGUAUCACUCAAAUCAUGUGGAAGAAUAUCGACUGGACCUACAUAUUUUAUGGUCUAAAUUGCCAGAUCGCAGCAAUUCUUCUUGCGACAUCGCCGCGAUGGUACCUCUACCAAUCACUUGGAUCCAACUUCCUGUGGAUGCUGCCUUGGGCGAUUAUUGUUACAGUCAUAUCCUUGCCAAAAUCCUUAGCGUGGACGUAUUAUGCAAUCAUAUUUGGCGGCGCUCUUGUUUUUGACUUUAUCAACGUGAGCUUGAUUGCCACCCUGUGGGCUUACAGACUCAUGAGAGGGAAGGUUGGAAUGGGUUCAGAAACCUAA
Penicillium concentricum is the source of this 1503-nucleotide messenger RNA. RefSeq lists its product as uncharacterized. Bases 1 to 1503 code for a protein of 500 amino acids. Lineage: Eukaryota; Fungi; Ascomycota; Eurotiomycetes; Eurotiales; Aspergillaceae. The record is from RefSeq and is a predicted model, not a curated record. The transcript is spliced from 4 exons.